AUGAAAAGAAGUGCACGACAAAUUUCUCGUCCAGAAGUGAUAAUUUCUUGUAGUGAUUCUGAAAAUGAACCUGUAUAUAUCUCAAGCGAUGAUAAUUAUGUUCCUGAGAAAGCAGUUUCUAAAAUUGUUCGGAAAAAGAGAAAAAUAUCGAUUACAAAUGAUAAUAACCAAAAGUUACUUAAAAAGGACAAUCAAUAUAAAAUAGCAAUGCAAUCCGAAAAUGAAAAAGUACAAAUAGAAUUUCCAAAUGCUGCAGUAGAAUCAACAGGUUUAAAGAAAAAGAUACAGAAUAAAGAUAUGAAAAUAAAAUACGAAAAGAUACAAGAUUUAGAUAAAAAAAAUAUUAAACAAAUAUUGGAAGAUAUACCUUUUAAUUCUGUGGAAUGUAAAGAAUGGGAUGUUGUAGAUUAUAUUAGUGAGACAAAUAAUGUUGAAAGGCAUAUAACAGAAAAUGUUGUGAAGCUUUUUAGUAAUGACAAUACAAUUCCUUUUAUUGCAAGAUAUAGAAGAGAUAUGACUGGUGGCAUGGAACCAGAUAAGUUACGAGCAUUGAAAGAAAGUCUUAAUCAUGCUAAUUUGAUUAAACAACGUGCUGAAAUUAUAUUAAAAGCUAUUGAUAGAUUAGGACAUUGGUCUCCUAACAUAUAUUCUGUUAUUGUAUCUGUCAAAUGCUUAGAUGAUUUAGAACAUAUAUAUUCUCUUUUUAAACCAGCAUCUAAGCGAACUUUAGCAGAAAGAGCAAAAGAAUUAGGUUUGGGAACUAUAAGUGACCUUGUGUUACAGGGUCAUACAUUGCCUGCGUUAUCUUCAAUUAUUGAUCGUAAAAAAGAUGGAUUAAAAUCUGAACAACAAAUUAUAGAUGGAAUUAUACAUAUUAUUGCAGAUACUAUAAAUAAAAAUAAAAUAGUAUUUGAUAAAGUUAAAGAACUACAAAGUGAAUCUGUCAUAAAAAUAGAAACUACAAAGUAUAAAACCAAUAGUAAACGUACAGAUAAUAAAGAAAAAGAUAUACACAGAAAGUAUGAAACAUAUUAUGACUUUAAUACAAACACUAAAUACAUCAAACCUCAUCAGAUAUUAGCCAUUAAUCGAGGUGAAAUACAAAAAAUUCUUACUAUAAAAAUAACUUUACCUGAUUCUUUUGAAAGAGAUUUUAAAAAACAUUGUUACAAACAGUAUAAAGUAGCCAUGAAUGUAUCUAAAAUACAUUCUAAAUUAUUAAAUGAGAGCAUUGACUAUGCUUAUACAAAGUUUAUUAAACCUCUAGUAGUACGUCGAGUAAGAAGUGAAAUGAAGCAAAAGGCAGAGAUAGCAUCUAUUGAAGUUUUUGUUACUAAUGUUAAACAGUUACUUCUUACACCACCCGUAAGAGGAAAAAUUAUACUUGGUAUAGAUCCAGGAUUCUUGCAUGGUUGCAAACUAGCAGUAAUUUCUGAACAAGGAGAUAUACUUGAAACAGGUGUAAUUUAUCCACACAAAAAUGUAGAAGGAUCUUAUGAUAAAUCUGUCAAUGUUUUGAUAAAUUUAGUAACUAAACAUAAAGCUACAAUUUUAGCAUUGGGCAAUGCCACAGCUUGCAGAGAAACUGAAGCAUUUAUAAAUAAAUUAAUUAAAUCUAAUGCAUUUGGGUUGAUAGAUGUUUCAUACACAAUAGUUGAUGAAUCAGGAGCAUCAAUUUACAGCUGUAGUUCAGAAGCAAAAUCUGAGUUUCCGAAUCUUGACACGAAUUUAAUUUCUGCUGUUUCUAUAGCAAGACGUUUACAAGAUCCUCUUGCUGAAUUAGUAAAAAUAGAACCUAAACAUUUGGGUGUAGGUAUGUAUCAGCAUGAUCUACCAGUGAAGCAGUUGUUAACAGCACUAAACGAAGUUGUUUCAGAGGUUGUGAGCUUUGUAGGAGUGGAUGUGAAUACUGCAUCUCGAUGCCUCUUGAAAAGAGUUGCAGGUUUAAAUACAUCUAAAGCAAAUAAUAUUAUAGAAUGGAGAUCUAAAUUUGGUCCAUUUAAAAAUAGGCACCAAUUAAUGGAUGUGAAAGGAAUUGGAAGCAAAAUAUUUGAACAAUGUGCUGGAUUUAUUAGGAUAUUACCAGAAACUUCAAUUACUGAUAAUUCAGAGAAAUGCAAAAGCAUUAACAAAUCUAAACAAACAUGUAAUUUAUUAGAUCAAACUUGGAUUCAUCCUGAAUCGUAUAAAAUAGCUGAACGUUUUCUGAAGUAUUGUAAUUGUAACAUAGAAAACCUGGGAAUUACGGAGUUCAUAGAGAAAGUAAAGUUGUGUGCCGAGGAAGGAAUAUCUACCUUAGCUAAGAAAUUUGACACGAAUGAGGCGACUAUGGAAGUGAUAAUUAAGGGUUUAUCUAUGAAGAAAAAUGAGGAUGUACGAUUAAAGUACAAUUCUCCUCUAUUUCGAAGAAGUAUGUUUAAUAUUAAUGAUAUAAAUGUGGGGAUGUCAUUAACGGGUGCAAUACGAAACAGUACACACUUCGGAGCAUUCGUGGAUGUAGGAGCGGGUAAAGAUGGACUUAUACCAACGAGAUGGCUAAAAAAUGGUACAGUUUCGAUAGGCCAACGUGUGGAGGUGAAAGUACUUUCAGUAGAUCCCAAGCGUGGUAGGAUUACCUUAGAAUUAGUUAACGCUUUAUAAUA
Messenger RNA from Eufriesea mexicana, 2642 nucleotides. RefSeq names its product S1 RNA-binding domain-containing protein 1. NCBI's taxonomy places the organism in Eukaryota, Metazoa, Arthropoda, Insecta, Hymenoptera, Apidae. Gene Ontology annotation, molecular function: mRNA binding; structural constituent of ribosome. The coding region runs from base 1 to 2640 and encodes 879 amino acids. Gene Ontology annotation, biological process: translation; nucleobase-containing compound metabolic process. The transcript has 2 exons. The record is from RefSeq and is a predicted model, not a curated record.